Molecule: messenger RNA, 1209 nt
Organism: Menidia menidia (Atlantic silverside)
Lineage: Eukaryota; Metazoa; Chordata; Actinopteri; Atheriniformes; Atherinopsidae
Source: the annotation of a GenBank genome assembly
AUGCAGGAAUGGCCUGAGAACGUGACCCAGCUCAUCUCAGAUUUCUCUGUUCUGGGGGAUGAUGAGCAGUGCCAAAUGUCUCCUAUCCUCACAACAUGUCUAGUUGUGUGGUACAGCCUCACAAUGGUGCUGGGGCUGGUGGGGAACAUCGGACUUAUCUGCAUUAUUGCCCAUCGCAGAGAGAAAGUCAAUGUAACCAGCAUUUUCAUCUGCAACCUGUCGUUCUCUGACAUUCUGGUGUGCAUUUUCUGCCUCCCUUUCACCGUCAUAUACACAAUUAUGGAUCACUGGGUGUUUGGGUCACUGUUAUGCCGCCUGGUGCCAUUCAUCCAAUGUGUGUCUGUGACUGUAUCAGUGCUGUCGCUGGUGUUCAUUGCUUUAGAAAGGCAUCAGCUCAUCAUCAACCCCUCCGGAUGGAAACCGAGUAUCCCUCAGGCCUACAUGGCAGUCAUUGUUAUUUGGAUAUUAGCUGGCAUCACCUCCACACCUUUUCUUGCUUUUCAGCUUCUCACAAAUGAACCCUACACCAAUGUAGCCUUACCACUUCAUCAACAGCCAUCUCCUCAUGCUUAUCUCAAUGCAUCUUUGCCUCGACUUGUCUCAUAUUCAAACAAAAAUUCAUCUGUGCCUCUUAAUUUGUACCGCUCCCUAUUUUCUUAUGUGCCCACCUCUCCACACAUGGAAGCCUGUGUGGAGCACUGGCCAUCACAGGAACAUAGGGUUGCUUACACCACAUGGCUCCUGCUGUCCCAGUACUGUGGUCCACUUUUAUUAGUCCUUCUUUGUUAUGUAAGGGUUUUUGUGCGCCUUCGCCACCGCAAAGACAUGCUGGACCGGGCCAGGAUCCCUGAGAACCAGCGGGUGUCCCACAGUCGACGAAUCAACAUCAUGCUGGUCGCGCUUAUAACCGCCUUUGCUCUUUGCUGGCUUCCACUCACCAUCUUUAACGUCGUGGCAGACUGGAACCUGGAGGCUUUGCCAAUAUGUCAUCACAACCUUCUUUUCUCUCUCUGCCACCUGCUGGCCAUGUCCUCCACUUGCAUUAACCCCAUCAUCUAUGGCUUCCUCAACUCCAACUUUCGCCAAGAAGUGCGAGAGGUUCUCCUACACUGCCACUGUUUCCGAAUAGAAGAAGAGUGUGAACACUUCCCCAUGUCAACGGUGUCCCGCAUUUCUGUGCCUCUUCAGUGCAGGAGUAAUUCUGUCUGA